UCAAAUCUAGACAAUGCCCACAAUGUUGCCAACGAGUGUUCUCGCUCUGCGCAUGCGGCAGUAUUCGAACGUACCAGGCGUUCUGUGUCCGUACCAAAGAGGUACCUAGGAAGAGUUUUUUUUGGAUAUUAGCGUCGUUACGUCGCAGCUGAGCGUGUUGGGUAUAGGUGUUCUAUGGCAGCUCUGUAGACCGCCGCCGCCAGCUGGGCAUGUCAGUGUGCGCUCGGCGUGCUUGCUCAGGUAGUGUGCGCCAAGUUAUGAAAGUUGCUGCACCAUUUGUCAAUUUGUGUUCUUCGAGCCGUUUGUUCUCGCUCAAUUCGGUGUCCUGCGUGACCGUGUGAAGGUUUUUUUUUUGUUUUGUUUUCGGCGUACAUGUGUUAUGGUGACGUUUAGCGCAUAGCAUCGAAACGACAUAGAGUUCGUGCAACAUGGGCCGUUGUUGUGUUCCUGGUUGCCGCGGUAACUAUAACAAUGGACCAAAAGUGCGCCUGUACUCAUUUCCAAGGGAUGUCGCGCGGAAAAAAGCGUGGCUUCAAGCUAUCUUCCGGGAGGAUUUCACGCCAUCGGUGUAUUCGAAGGUUUGUGAACUGCACUUCAACGCUGAGGAUUUCUCAACGAUGCUGUCGUAUCAUGACGAACGGACAGGAAGGACAAUAGAAGUAAAGCGGGCGAAACGCCAGUUGAAGCGCAAUGUUGUACCUUCCAUCUUUCCAAGCUGUCGGAAAUGCUUGACCUCAAAGCCAAGGGAGAUUGGUGCUUCGCAAGAAGCUGUAAAAGAGUCGCUCGAAUCUAAAGAACUUGAGCAAGAAAGGAAGGAGUCUUCAUAUACAGACUUCAAGACAAAGCCAUCAAGGAUCUGCGAUAAUGAUUUUUGGACAGCAACCAUUGGCGAAAAGGAUUGUGUAGCAGGGAGCCAGCACCCGCAGGCGGCGACGUCAGCGUCUGCAACGUCGACCAGCGAGGUCUCUACGUGGCUGCCAUCAUCGGGAGAAGCCAUGACUCGUUGCUGCGUGCCCUACUGCCGUGGAAACUACGAUAAAGGUCCCAAAGUCCGAGUGUUUUCCUUGCCUCGUGAUGCUGCUCGCAGAAUCGUGUGGCAGAGAGCAAUCUCUCGUAGCGAUGUUGACAUCGCUACAUUACGUGAUCCCAAGGUUUGCGAACUUCAUUUCAAGCCAGAAUGCCUCAGGACCAUAUCUAGGUACACGUCGUCUGAUGGGAUAACGUUGGAGGCGCCAAUGGGACGCACGCUUCUGACGGAGGAUGCGGUGCCGACAAUUUUCCCUGCGGCCCACGGGUCCGAAUUCAAACCUAAGCCACAUUCGCGAAAACGAAGAAGCCUGGAAGCAUCACGUACACAAGAAGCAGCACUGCUGUCGGAGCCCAAGAAAAACCCUCAUCCUGCGGUUACCUAUCUUUGUGGCUGCCAGGCAUUCAGUGGACCCAGGCAUCGCUCCCCACUGUCAAAGCGCACAGGGGGACGGACACCACGGAUCUUGGUGAUUACGACACUGGCACGCAAGAAUUUUCGGAUUCAAGUGAGAGUGGAAUGUGGAGGCUUUCUAAUGUGGACGACGUUCCAGAAGUGCCUAAACUGCGCAGCAGUGAAGUUUUGGUGCAAGAGCCCACAGUCAUCAAUAGCUGCCAGUUGGUGGUCGCGGCACCCACCUCUGUCUUGGCUAGUUCAAGGGGUGCUCCUCAAUGUGACCAAACAGCCGUGGGCACCACCCUGUCGACCAAAAGAGGUCCCCUUCGAAGAGGGUCCCCCUCGAAGAGUCUUCAAGGAGAUGCAGCCUCUCGAUGCAACGUUAAGCGACACUGACCCUCAAUCCAUUGUUCCAGUCCUUGCCGAGACGGCGGCUGCCAACCACCAAGUUGUGCAACAAUGUUCCAGAGGCAAAUGCGCAACGCUUGUGGUGAACUGGCAUCAUCCUUGGCAAAGAGGGAAGCCCUGCCUCUGCGACAGCAGGGUCAACGAAAAUUGUCUACAGCUGAAGCUACUGCUACAAGAGUUUUGGGAGACCGAGGACCUCACCAACCACGUCGGAAUGUGUCCUUGGCUGCAGCCACACAAGUGCCACCUGUGUUCAAACGUUUUCAAAUUGGACCUCAAUGCAAGACCACAACGCCAUGCACGUCGAGGAACUAGGAACAAAGUGCCCUUUGUGCGAGCGCAAAGUCGCUGGUGGGUUAUCAGAUUCGUCAAGACACAUAACGCAUUGUCUCACCUUUAAGCUGGUCAUGUGCAGUGUUUGGAGUCGUCCUUCUUGUACACUAUCACCGCACACGUGUAGUGACAUGCUGGCCAGCGGGGAUACCUGGGCGGUUCCUUUCAGGACAUUACCUCAAGUUCAGCAUCAGGUAUGCAAUAAUAGUUCUUGAGAAAGAACAUUGUACUAGAGUGUUGCGAGUGCUUAUGUCAUGUAAAUCAGUGAUGUGAAGCGGCAUGAAGUACUUUGCCUUCAUUCAUUCUUCAUUUGUUGUAUUGUACAGUCAGCCCCAGGACACCUAACCUUGCAUCGGGGUAUCAAAAGUUGCAUCCCCUACAGAGGAUGCCUCGAUUGUGUGAUCGGGAGUGGUGAAGCACUCCUUUCACCUCAUUAGAUAUUUUCAGAUGGCUUGUCUGCGCAGUUGAAACUGUUCCAGCGUCGUGGUGCAGUCCUCAAUAUACCAAAAGCCAACUCCAUCAUCUGUGUAACAUCCCCACAUGAAGAAUGAGUAUUACCCUGUACUUUCCACUGACGUUGCAAUUAAAAAAGAUGUUGCGACUAUGAAGUACUUUUUUGCAAGGCACUUGGGAAACCAUGACAGUGUGUGCGCUGUAUGUAAAUGCUAGAAAAGAAAGAAAAAACAUUAGCAAACAUGCAAGACGUAACUCAAUCAAUGUAGGGAGGAUGUUGGAUGGUAAGUACAUGUUGGCCUGAACACACUACCAUGUACCUGCAGUUAAUUGUGCACUCAUAGUUAUCUUUGUAUAUCUCUGUAUAUAUGCAUUAAACCCAGCAGUCUGGGGUCAUUUGGGUCGGAGAGAAUCUGUGCUUGUCUGUGUGCUGUGCACAUGGCUGGCAUACAAAAUAUAGAUUCAAGAAAUAGCAUGUGUUAGUAAAUAUAAUUGCAAAUUUA
Messenger RNA from Rhipicephalus microplus (southern cattle tick), 3120 nucleotides. RefSeq lists its product as uncharacterized. The record is from RefSeq and is a predicted model, not a curated record. Gene Ontology annotation, molecular function: sequence-specific DNA binding. NCBI's taxonomy places the organism in Eukaryota, Metazoa, Arthropoda, Arachnida, Ixodida, Ixodidae.